UGUUGGUUAUGGACGGAACUUCAAAUUUCACAUUCCUUAAAGACCUAUUCUAAAUGGCCACUACGUACUUCCGCCUCUUUUGGAGGGCAGUGGCCCGUAGCCCCUGUACGUCACUUCCGGCCCUCGUGAUUAUGCGUUAGAGCCCUCGUGAUGAAGUGCGUGUUUGUUACUGUAGGGACCAGUUUCAACGAGCUCAAUGAACGUAUGUCAGCGCAGGAGAGUCUCUGUAUCUUCAAGAGCCUCGGUUACAGCCGACCUACUCUCCAAAUUGGUAGAGGAACAGUGGUGCCUGAACCAUUCAGCACUGAGUUCUUUACUCUGGACGUUUACAGGUACAAAGAUUCCUUGCAAGAAGAUCUUCAGAGACCAGAUCUUGUUAUUAGUCACGCAGGUGCAGGAAGCUGUUUGGAAACUCUGGAAAAAGGCAAGGCACUUGUGGUAGUUAUAAAUGAAAAAUUGAUGAACAAUCAUCAGCUGGAAUUGGCAAAGCAGCUACACAAAGAGGGGCAUUUCUUCUACUGUACCUGCAGCAUGCUUCCUGGGCUGUUACAGUCAAUGGAAUUAUCAACACUGAAAUGUUAUCCUCCUGGCCAGCCAGAAAAAUUUUCUGCAUUUUUAGAUAAAGUUGUUGGAUUACAAAAAUAAACAUUAAACUCUCAACACUUUAAAAACACCCCCAAAUCUAAUCUAUGGAAUGUGAUUAAAUCAAAUUAAAUACAUAAUCUAUAUUUGUAGAAUAAUAUAAAUAAGUUUCCUACAUCUAUACAAUGUAUGGGAAAUUUUAUGGUGUGAACAUUGCUUUUAGGUCCAAAUCCUAAUUGAAAUUUAGGAAACAUACUGGAUUUCCCUAAUCUUCAAUAUGUAAUGUGGAUUCAGAGGUUUGGUCCUAGAAUCCCAAAUGAAUUUGGCAUUGUGAAAAAAUGAAAUGUGAAAACACUAGCAAGAAUCACAAAUAUAGUUUGAUGUUCCUUAGAGUAAAAAACUGAAACAGUAAAAACUUUAAAAAUAUUUUGCAUGAGAACCAGCAUCUUUAGCUUCAUAAUCCAAGGAACCAAUUUUUUUAAAAGGAAGUAUAAAUAAUGGGUUGUGCUCUGAAAUAAAAAAGGUCAGUAAUUGCCUAAAAAUGAUGAUCCAAGUUAGUUGUGUACUUGGAAAAA
Molecule: messenger RNA, 1157 nt
Organism: Heterocephalus glaber (naked mole-rat)
Lineage: Eukaryota; Metazoa; Chordata; Mammalia; Rodentia; Bathyergidae
Product: UDP-N-acetylglucosamine transferase subunit ALG13
Biological process (GO): dolichol-linked oligosaccharide biosynthetic process
Molecular function (GO): hexosyltransferase activity
Source: RefSeq, a predicted model, not a curated record